This is a messenger RNA of Charadrius vociferus (killdeer), 200 nucleotides long. RefSeq names its product BCL2-associated X protein (gene BAX). Gene Ontology annotation, molecular function: protein homodimerization activity; protein heterodimerization activity; channel activity. Gene Ontology annotation, cellular component: mitochondrial outer membrane. The transcript is spliced from 2 exons. The annotation marks the transcript as partial. NCBI's taxonomy places the organism in Eukaryota, Metazoa, Chordata, Aves, Charadriiformes, Charadriidae. Gene Ontology annotation, biological process: positive regulation of apoptotic process; extrinsic apoptotic signaling pathway in absence of ligand; release of cytochrome c from mitochondria. The record is from RefSeq and is a predicted model, not a curated record.
GCGCUCUGCACCAAAGUCCCCGAGCUGGUCCGGACCAUCCUGGGCUGGACCAUGGAGUACAUGCGGGAGCACGUCCUGGCCUGGAUCCAGGCCCAGGGAGGAUGGGAAGGGCUCCUCUCCUACUUCGGCACCCCGACUUGGCAGACCAUCACCAUCUUCGCCGCCGGCGUCCUCACGGCCUCGCUCACCAUCUGGAAGAU